AUUCCACCUUGUCAAUUGCUAAUCCUAAUGUGAAAAAUGUACUUUUUAGAAUUUUUGGGGUCAGCCAAAAUUUCACGAAAAAUCAACGCCAAAAAUCCCCGAAAUCAAAAUCAAAAUCAAAUUACGAGAGGAUUGGCUUCUCCUUCCUCCCGCAGUCCCGCCCGCCUUCCACUUUCUCUCUCCUUUCCGUAUCUCCGACCCCAUUUUUGAAACCUUUAAUUUCCCAGAUCUCAAUUCUCCUCGAUUUCAUCCUAAUCUUGAGAGAUCUGGUGAAUUUUCGAUCAAUUACAAAUAUUCCCAAAAAAAGAUGAUUACGAUUCCAUAUUUGACUGCAUUAACAACCUACUUCAGCUAUGGGUUAUUAUUCGCUUAUGGAAAAAUUCGUGAUUUUUCCCGUAGUAUAAUCGAUAGGUUGUUUCCUAGCAGUGUUAAGGGUUCUGCGCCGAUGAGUUUGGUUAAUGACGAUUUCUAUAUUCGUCGUCUUUAUAAUCGCAUUCAGGACUGCUUUGGACGUCCAAUUUCAAGUGCUCCGGAUGCUUGGUUCGAUGUGGUGGUGCGUUAUUCCAAUGAUAAUAACAAGACUUUAAAACGAACUGACAAAGUUAAGCGUUGUCUUAACUUGGGGUCGUACAAUUACCUUGGAUUUGCUGCAGCAGAUGAGUAUUGCACGCCUCGUGCGAUUGAAUCACUACAGAGGUUUUCUGCCAGCACCUGUAGCCCUUGUGUUGAUGGAGGCACUACUACACUGCACAGUGAACUAGAGGAGUGUGUGGCUAAAUUUGUUGGAAAACCGGCCGCUUUAGUGACUGGAAUGGGAUAUGCUACAAAUUCUGCUAUUAUCCCUGUCCUGAUUGGGAAGGGUGGGUUGAUUAUUAGUGAUUCUUUGAAUCACUGCUCCAUUAUUAACGGCGCUCGUGGAUCAGGGGCAACUGUUUGCGUUUUCCAACACAACACUCCAUCUGAGUUGGAGAAAGUUUUGAGAGAACAAAUUGCCGGGGGUCAACCCAGGACACACAGACCAUGGAAGAAAAUCAUUGUUCUUGUGGAGGGCAUAUACAGUAUGGAAGGAGAGCUCUGCAAACUUCCCGAGAUAGUUGCUAUAUGCAAAAAAUACAAGGCAUAUAUUUAUCUGGACGAGGCACACAGCAUUGGAGCUGUAGGGAAAACCGGUAGAGGUGUCUGUGAGCUCUUAGACGUUGAUACAGCUGAUGUCGAUGUCAUGAUGGGAACUUUCACAAAAUCAUUUGGAUCAUGUGGUGGUUAUAUUGCUGGCUCAAAGGAGCUUAUUCAAUAUCUCAAGUACGCAUGUCCCGCUCAUCUUUAUGGGACAUCAAUUUCGCCACCAGCUGCACAACAAAUUGUGUGUGCAAUUAAGGUUCUUCUUGGAGAGGACGGUUCCAAUAGAGGUGCUCAAAAGCUGGCCAGAAUACGUGAAAACAGUAAUUUCUUCCGGUCAGAACUACAGAAGAUGGGUUUUGAGGUCCUCGGGGAUAAUGAUUCCCCGGUGAUGCCCAUAAUGCUUUACAAUCCGUCUAAAAUUCCUGCAUUUUCUAGGCAAUGCCUCAAGCAAAAUGUGGCUGUUGUUGUGGUUGGAUUUCCAGCAACACCACUAUUGUUGGCAAGGGCACGUAUAUGCAUUUCUGCUUCUCAUUCAAGGGAGGACCUUAUUAGGGCUCUUAAGGUUAUCAGCAAUGUUGGGGAUCUGGUUGGAAUAAAAUACUUCCCUGCUGAGCAGAAGGAGCAUCAAGAGGAUGGUGCAUUGGAGCAGGACUAAGAAUAUCCCAAUUUUGUUGUAGUAGUAUAAAAGGUCGGGGGGAGUUUAGGCUGGAAGUUAAUGUGCAAAAUAUUACGUAGUAGUAGUAGUAAUUUUUUAGUGUCUCCAAAGGAGUUUGUUAUGUGAUCUACAUGUUCUGAAAGUUAGGCUUGAUUUGUAUUCUUAUUCUUCUUCCUCUUUUUUUUUUGUAUGCCUGUAAUGUUGGAGGCUUCUUCUGUAAAUAUAGAAUUCUGUCGUCUGUCUCGAAAUUACUUGGGUUACUAUUCUUCCGAUCUUGUUUUUCCUUGGGAAAUGCCGUUCGGCCCCUUUCUUCUGAUA
Spinacia oleracea (spinach) is the source of this 2092-nucleotide messenger RNA. RefSeq names its product long chain base biosynthesis protein 2a. The coding region runs from base 308 to 1774 and encodes 488 amino acids. The transcript has 12 exons. Gene Ontology annotation, cellular component: serine palmitoyltransferase complex. The record is from RefSeq and is a predicted model, not a curated record. Gene Ontology annotation, biological process: ceramide biosynthetic process; sphingosine biosynthetic process. NCBI's taxonomy places the organism in Eukaryota, Viridiplantae, Streptophyta, Magnoliopsida, Caryophyllales, Amaranthaceae. Gene Ontology annotation, molecular function: serine C-palmitoyltransferase activity; pyridoxal phosphate binding.